This is a messenger RNA of Opisthorchis viverrini, 2724 nucleotides long. RefSeq lists its product as hypothetical. Gene Ontology annotation, cellular component: cytoplasm. Gene Ontology annotation, molecular function: protein binding; GTPase activator activity. Gene Ontology annotation, biological process: signal transduction. The record is from RefSeq and is a predicted model, not a curated record. The coding region runs from base 33 to 2459 and encodes 808 amino acids. NCBI's taxonomy places the organism in Eukaryota, Metazoa, Platyhelminthes, Trematoda, Opisthorchiida, Opisthorchiidae. The transcript is spliced from 20 exons.
CGCUGACUGCGGAACCUCAAGCUUGUUUGGGAAUGCCUCCUUUGCAGCCGCUUGAGUUCCGUGAUUGUGUGGUGGAUGGACCACAUUUUAGGAGCGCACUGCAGAAUCACGAAAAGGAGCUAAAAGCGCACGGAAAAUUAGUGAAAGGAGUUUACAACAAUGCGGAGCGUGUUUUCAAGGCAAUGGAUGAAUUGCGCGAUGCUCUUGGAAGCUUUGCAGCCUCUCUGACUGCCUAUUGUACUGCCAACAAUGCUUCGCCACCACUGUCAGCACGCAGCCAGGAGGAUUCGGACAAGCGUGGCUCUGCGGAAGUUGCUGAAACAGACGAUGAGGUCACAAUCAAAACAGCGUUUAUCGAGUUUGCCAAGAUCAUUCAUGCUGUUGAAGAUGCUCGUUCUAUGAUGCUGACACCUUUCAAACCAAUGAUACUGAACGAAAUUCAAGAACUGCGCUCGGAGUGGCUUUUAGGCCCAAAAACCGACCCGAAAGACUUCCUCAAGGAAACAACGACGUUUUGCCAGAAGUUGGAGAAAUAUCUGUCUGUGAAGCAAAAGGAACGGACACCCGAGUUGGAUGAGCAAAUGUUACAGGAUCGUCAGCGGUUCAUCACGCGAGCCUUUGAACACGUGACCAAUAUUCACGAGGCUGAGGAACUGAAGAAGUCCAAAUUCGUUCAGACGAUCAGCCUGUUCAUGCAAAUGAUGGCAAACUUCUAUCACCAGGCCUUUGAGCAUUUUCAAGAUUCUCAGAGACAACUUUCCAACAUUAAUCAGGCGGCACAACGUUCGGCCGCAAAUUUUCGUCAAAUUAGUGAUGAAACAAAAGAGUUGAAAGAGAAGCUACUCAAAACACCGUGGGAGCAAGUACAGUCGAAUGAUUCUGCAGCAUUCCGUGAAGGCUACUUGUUCAUUCAGGUGAAAAAACCUGUGACUACCUUGUGGAUCAAGCAUUUUUGCACAUACAGUCGUGAUCUGCGUUCUCUGCAAGUUAUCCCGUACACACAAGGACGGUCUUCCGACUUGAUUCAAGAAUCCUACUCGAUCAAAACAUGCACCCGACGAUCUUCAGAAACUAUCGAUCGACGGUUUUGUUUCGACGUCGAAGUUGACAACAGGUCAACUCCACUCACACUGCAGGCUCAGUCACAAGCGGAUCUACUCGAAUGGCUACGAAUCAUGGAUGGCCAAGAGCCGCUUUACGCCGAUCGGUUUGGAUUGGUGCAGGACAAUAAAGUGAAUCCAGACACAACGCACUUGAAUAAACUCGGGAUGGCGUUUCUGCGUAAUGUCCUUGAAGUCAUUGAAGAAAAUGGACUCGAGACACAAGGUAUCUACCGAAUAUCCGGUGUGCGCUUGAAGGUUACCUCACUGGUUCGACAAGCAAUGAACCCACCUGGAUUGAGCAAAAGUGUUCUGUCCACCUAUGAAACCCACAUGCUUACAAGUGCAGUCAAGCAUUUUGUCCGCAACUUGGACGAACCACUGGUCACCUUCGCUUUGCAUCAUGAGUUUCUUGCGGCAAUCAAACGCAAUCCCUCCGAACGAGUACAAGAGGUAUCACGUCUUUUAAACCUUCUUCCACGGGCGAACCAGAAGGCGCUGCAGCUGCUCAUGUCACAUCUUGCAAAGGUAUCUGCCCACAGUCGUGUAAACAGCAUGACUCCAAGUAACCUCGGCAUCGUGUUCGCCCCGUCUGUCAUGAGGUCACCGGAAGAGACAGUGGCUGCAAUCAUGAACACAAAAUUCGCUUCCUCUGUUGUUGAACUAAUGAUUGAACAUCAUGCCACCUUAUUCCCGUCGACUGAUGGUGACCUGUUGGAUACCCUUCCUAUGCCUGUCAAGGAUCCCGUUCCAAUCGAGCCAGUCUAUUCUACUCCUGUACUGGACUCGAAAACGCCUAGCCCACGAGAGGCAAGGCUUUCCGACUUGGGUUUGUACCGGUCUGCGAAAACAGACAACGCAACAAGCAUUCUAGCAACAGUUCAACAUCAGCCCGUUGUUGGUGAUCCCACUCCGAACCCAAAUAAAGCUGCUGGUGACCUGCUAGGUCCCAGUGAGGAUCUCCCUCCCCGACCGCCUGUUCCUCCCCGGCUUGGUCCCCACAGAUCUUUUCAGCGUCAAGAUAGCUUCCCGCUUCCUCCCAGUCUAACUUCUCCUCGUCGACGCCAGUCGGAACAGAAUAAGCGAGUUCUUCCAUUGCGUCCUUCGGAGCUAUCCCAUCCACAAGUAGCAAAUGACGGUGUGGACCGCCCUAAUAUGGGACAGCUUAUAUCCAGUGAUAAUAACUCUCGCGAGGAACCUGACAAGAUGGGAGAUUUACCACCAAGGGUUCCUGGCAAAAUUCAGCGGGCACAUGGCCAAUCUGCUGUUGGUUUUCCCAACGUACUCAGUCUAGCCUCCGCCUUCAAUCAUCAACCGUCUAUUCCUCCCCAGCCACCCAUUCGUAAGAGUCCUACGUGAUCUGCGACGGUUUUAAAACGAACAGGCCAAACGUUUACAGUGUCAGAGGUCCGCACGUUUGAUUUAUUCUUCCAGCUUCUUUCAUUUUUGAAAUGGAGUUCACCAGAUUUAUCGUUGCAAAUCACCCACCUGUCCGGAGCUAAUUGCUUAGAACUUUUUUCCCCACAGAGUUUUCCUAAUGUUUUUCUCAAAUCUCGUCCACUUUGCAAUCUUCCACACCGUAUCGGUUGUACAGUGCCAAAAAUUGUUAUUUUGCUAACGAACG